This is a messenger RNA of Rotaria sp. Silwood2, 393 nucleotides long. The record is from the annotation of a GenBank genome assembly. Lineage: Eukaryota; Metazoa; Rotifera; Eurotatoria; Philodinida; Philodinidae.
UAUUUAUCAUUAAAACUUGCAUAUAAUUUAAGACAAUUAGCAAUUGGUAAAGAUACUAAUUGGUUUGAAGUGACUGAUGAAGAACUAAGUAAAAUAAGUCCAAAAGAUAAUUCAUUUGAAGGAUUUCCACCAGUUUAUAUAACAGCUGGUACAAAUGAAAUAUCAAUUGAUGCCAUUCGUGAUAUGACUAAGAAAAUGCGAUCAGCAGGUGUAGAAGUAAUAUUAGAUGAAGGUAAAGGAUUGAUGCAUACAUAUGCUUUAUUUCACCUUUGGUCACCACAAAGUAAAUAUGUUCAAGAAAAAAUUCAUCGUUGGACUCGAGAACAAUUGGUAAUUGGAAUGCUAUCAAAAUCAAAAAUAAAUACGAUUACAAAAAAUCCAGAGUGUCAUUAA